AUGGAAGCUUUCACGUUUGCGACCUCCACUCAGGUCGACCUUCCCGUGCAGGUCAAGAUCGGUUCUUUAGAGGGCAAACAGAAGCAUAUCCCAUAUUCCACACUCCUCAAAAAUCCCGAGUUGCGACACCUCGGGUCCAACCAAAGCCCUGCGUCGGACCUAUUCGUCACCGUUCAGCUAUGGUCCGAUUCCAAGCCCCUCGGCGUGCCGAUGCAGACAUCGUACAAGUCCUUCAAGACGAGUCGCACAUGGAACGAAUGGCUACAACUGCCACUAUGUGUAAAGGAUGCGCCUUUGGGAUCGCAGUUGGCUAUAACGAUUUGGGAUCUCUCGCCCCUCGGUAAUGAAACCUCGAAUGGCCAUGGCGUUCCCUUCGGCGGGACUACAAUAUCAUUAUUCGACACCGAUGGCAAGCUGCGAAUGGGAAGACAGAAAUGUAAGAUUUAUCGGAACAAGGCCGCGGACGGUUUCUCGUCUAGUACAACACCAGCUAUACCGCCCGUUCAACGUCGCAAGACAGAUGGCGCACUUUCUCUUACUCAAUCGCCCGAGGAAGCCGAACUUGAGCGUAUUGAAGGUCUAAUAAAGAAACAUGAGAUGGGCGAAAUGACCCGGGUAGACUGGCUGGACCAGUUGGUAUUUCGCCAAUUAGAGAAAAUCAAAACAAGUGCGGAGGAAGCCGCGAAGAAAAGAGCAACGAUAGUUCAAGCCGCGAAAAAGAAAGCCAUCCAAAAAGACAAUGGGGUCAGCGAAGAAGAUUCCGAUACAGAAAGCUUGGAUGAAGAGAACUUUCUUCUAUAUAUUGAUUUCCCACGAUUUGAUCAUCCUAUUGUAUGGGCCGAUUAUGAAUAUCCCCCUCCACCGGUUUCAACGCAUCCUUCACACACACAGAACAACCCUACAGGUACUCUUAAACCGCCACCUGAAGUUCAGUUAGGUCCUGGAAUCGAAGGUCCCGAUGACGCGGGAACUUACCGAGUUGUUAGAAUCUAUGAUCCGGAAGUCGGACAGACCGGCAACCCCUGUGAAGACAAGCACAGAAGGCUUGUGCGUAGUCAUCGAACCGGAAUCAUGGACCGUGAUCUCAAGCCUAAUCCCAAGAUACGUGACGAGUUGAACUUUAUCAUGUCCUAUGGUCCUACUCAUGAGUUGACAGCUGAGGAGAAGGACCUGAUCUGGCGGUUCAGAUACUACUUGACUCGCGAUAAGAAGGCACUCACGAAAUUCGUCAAAUCAGUAAAUUGGAGGGAUCAUGGUGAAGCUCGACAAGCCAUGGAGAUUUUGCCCAAAUGGACCGAGAUUGAUGUCGAUGACGCUCUGGAGUUGUUGGGCCCGACUUUCGAUAAUGCCACGGUUCGUGCAUAUGCAGUUGACCGUUUGCGAAAGGCAGGUGAUGACGAGCUUCUUCUGUACCUUUUACAACUUGUGCAAGCCUUGAAGUUCGAAAAGACACCGGAAGAAACUGCAGAAGAAGUCGCACACGACUCAUCUUUGGCCAAUUUUUUGAUGGCACGGGCUGCUAACAAUUUCGUGCUUGGCAACUAUCUCCACUGGUACCUCAUGGUUGAAUGCGAUGACACAGGUAUCGCAAAUCUGGCAUCUCAUCGGCGCUUAUUCGCCCGUGUGGAAUAUUACUUUAUGACUGAGCUGGAGAAAGUUCAUCCAGAACAUCGAAAGAUCUUACUCCGCCAAGGCGAAUUAAUCACUGUCCUGACAAGAAUUGCAAAAGAGUUACGCUUUUCGAGAGAAAAUCGUGCUGUCAAGAUUGAGAAAUUGAAAAAAUAUCUCAAAGAUCCUAAGAAUGAAAUUAUCACCAUCGACCCGCCUCUGCCCUUACCAUUGGAUCCUAGUGUCACUAUAACGGGAUGCUUCCCCGACGAUUCCAACGUUUUCAAAUCCUCUUUAUCCCCGCUGCUUGUCAAUUUCAAAACAUCCGACGGCCGCAAAUAUCCCGUUCAUUUCAAGGUUGGCGACGAUCUUCGUCAGGACCAGCUAGUCAUUCAGAUCAUCACCCUAAUGGACCAAUUGCUACAAAAGGAGAACUUGGAUCUAAAGCUUACUCCAUAUCGUAUUCUGGCGACUGGCUCAACUGCUGGGGCUGCACAGUUUAUCCCUUCAACUUCCCUUUCAGCAGCGUCUGCGAAAUAUAAAGGCUCUAUUCUCGCAUACUUGAGGGCCAACAAUCCCGAUGACUCAGAGCCACUUGGUGUUCGCAAAGAGACUAUGGAUAUAUACAUCAAGUCAUGCGCUGGUUAUUGUGUCGUUACGUAUCUCCUUGGUGUUGGAGAUCGCCAUCUCGAAAACCUUCUCCUGGCACCCGACGGCCAUUUCUUCCAUGCAGACUUUGGCUUCAUCCUCGGUCGAGACCCCAAGCCCUUUGCGCCGAUGAUGAAACUCUGUAAAGAGAUGGUUGAGGGCAUGGGAGGUGCCAAUUCCCAACACUACCUCCAAUUCAAACAACAUUGCUUCACUGCAUAUACUACGCUCCGCAAGUCAGCAAACCUCAUCCUGAAUCUGUUCAGUCUUAUGGUCGAUGCCAACAUUCCGGAUAUCAGAGUGGAGCCGGAUAAGGCUGUGCUCAAAGUGAAGGAGCGGUUUCACUUGGAACUGAGCGAGGAAGAGGCCAUAAGGCAUUUCGAGCAACUGAUCUCUGAUAGUGUGAAUGCUAUUUUUGGUGUUGUCAUUGAUCGGUUGCACGAUUUCGUGCAAGGAUGGAGGACGUGA
Molecule: messenger RNA, 2724 nt
Organism: Talaromyces marneffei
Lineage: Eukaryota; Fungi; Ascomycota; Eurotiomycetes; Eurotiales; Trichocomaceae
Exons: 2
Coding region: 1-2724 (907 amino acids)
Biological process (GO): phosphatidylinositol-3-phosphate biosynthetic process; autophagy of peroxisome; endocytosis
Cellular component (GO): phosphatidylinositol 3-kinase complex, class III, type I; phosphatidylinositol 3-kinase complex, class III, type II; peroxisome
Molecular function (GO): 1-phosphatidylinositol-3-kinase activity
Source: RefSeq, a predicted model, not a curated record